UAUUGUAUGUAUUAAAAAAUAUUAGUAAUUUUUAUCAAAAACACAGUUUACGCGUUUUGAAGGUAUAUAUUAUAUAUACUUCGCUAAAAUGUACUUUCAGGGUUAAAUUAAUAUUUGUUAGCUAAUUAUCGUAUUCUUCAAAAGUUACCAGUAUGAAACUCCUUUUUACAUUGCUAUAUCUUGCCGUUCUGACUGCCAGAGUACAUUUGACAGAUGUAGGCAAGACAGAAGGCAAAUUCGCCUUAUCAGAUUGCAUUCCCCCUGUCGAUACAGGAGUGUGCAAGGGACCCAAGCAGAGGGCGUUCAAGGAGUUUACCCCCAAGGAGAGGGCGUCCAAGGAGGUUAUCCCCAAGGAGAGGGCGUCCAAGGAGGGUACGCCCAAGAAGGUUACGCCCAAGGAGGUUACGCCCAAGGAGGUUAAUCCCAAGGAGGGUGAAAUUCAUGUCUGGAGAUAUAAUGUAUCCUCUAGGACUUGCGUAGAAGAUUAUGGAGGAUGCCAGGCCACCAACAAUAAUAAUUUUCAAACUUUUGAGGAAUGUAUUACUGUAGCAGAGCCAAUAUGUAGACGUUUAUAUUAUUUGUGAUUUAUCUAAAUUAUAGUGGAUAAUAUUAUAAUUAUGAUUUACAUUACAUUUUAA
Molecule: messenger RNA, 638 nt
Organism: Diabrotica virgifera virgifera (western corn rootworm)
Lineage: Eukaryota; Metazoa; Arthropoda; Insecta; Coleoptera; Chrysomelidae
Exons: 3
Coding region: 153-584 (143 amino acids)
Molecular function (GO): serine-type endopeptidase inhibitor activity
Source: RefSeq, a predicted model, not a curated record